UUGAUUAGCUUCAUAUUUGCAUGAUAUUUGUAUAACCAAAAUUGUAUAUUAUGCAACUUGCGGCAUAUCCCCUAUUAUUCAUCUAUGAAAUGACAUCUCUAAUAACUCAUGUCAAUGUCAUAGAUUAAAGUAGUGUCACUGUCACGUCACAGUGGGGCACAGGUACCUGGGUGCCUAUCUGUUUCGUUAGUUUAUUUUAUUCUAUAAAGAUUUUCGUCUUCUCUUCUCUACAAUAAUAUCUUUUGUUGAUAAGACAGGAACAAAGAAAGGCCUCUAUUACCUCUGCACUUUGGUUUUAUAUGAAUGGCAGUUGGCUUUGAAAUGUAAUGGGGUGUUUACAUAGCAAAAAGGAAACUUCAGAUUUGCAUCCUAAUGUGUUCCGUGUUGUAAAUAUUGACGAAAAUGGUGCCGAUUUAUGCUCUGGUCAGCUGGAGAUUACAGAGUCUGAUAUCAUUUUGUAUAGAGAAGGCAGAGACUCUACAGUGUGGCCGUUGCAUUCAUUGAGAAGAUAUGGAUUUGAAGGGGACAUAUUCAGCUUUGAAUCAGGCAGAAGAUGUGAGACGGGGGAAGGCAUAUAUGCAUUUAGAUGUCGAAGAGCAUCUCUAUUAUUUCGCACACUACAGCAACAAAUUCAAUUAAGAAAUGUGAUACAUGAUUCUGUACCAUAUCCUGUAUCAAGAUUAACUCCCUCACCUCAAGGCAGGCAAACAUUGCAGGCAAGUGUAGUUCAUCGUUCUUCUAUAGAUAAUGGCCAACCUGAUAAUAAUCGACCUGUAAUGAACAAUAAUUUACCAACCAUUAUACCAAAUGCACAAGUUGCACGAAAUGUUUCUCAGUCUCCAAGGUCACCAUCCAGUGCAGAUAUUUUAGAAGUGAUGCCUCUGUAUCCACGGUCUCAAUCCAGUACAAAUCAAGUCACCAAUGUCUAUCAAUUAAGAGAUUUUAAGAGGGAACCCAAUAACAAUCAGGGUGAAAGUCUGCUGGAGAACCGUGCCCCAGAUAAUAGGCAUGUUUACUCAAAUGAUAUUAAUAGAGAUUUAGCAAUCCUACGGAAUACGCUGCGCCAAGAAACCGCUUUGAACACAAUGAGAGACAUUGAAGAUGAAACCAGAUUUCUUGAAAGUAGAUACAUGAAUGAUAAUGGUUCAAAUAAACAAAUUAACAGCCCUCUAUCACCAACAUUGAGUAACUCUAGUGAACAUUAUGCACAAUUGAGUUUGGAACAACAACAGCAGCAACAACAGUACCAACAACAGCAGCUGCUACUGUUGCAGCAGGAGUCUGCCAGGCUCUAUAUGAACAUUGUUCCCGUUGAUUCUAAUCUCCCAGAUAUCAGUAAGACUGAUACUGUCCCUACCACUCCAUUAACACCUAAACAAGUGGAAUAUUGCAAUCUAACAGUGGGGAAUAAACCAGAGAUAUUAAAUACAUAUGCAAACUUGUCUCUAGGUGAUUUGGGUGAAAAUGCUAAAAACGCCAAACAAAUAUUAAGCUUCUCUGCACCAAGUGAACACAAUCAAAAAUUUUCUGAGUCUGAUACAUUUACAUCGAUGUCACCUGUGGAGGAACUGGAAGUUAACUACGCGAUAUUGGAUAUUGAUUCUAAUAAGGAAAUCGUUAAGAUGACGCGAGAUUUAACUUCGCCAGAGAGCCAGUCCUUUAGCAGUUCAAAAAAUGAAAGUGUUGCUUCAUGUUCAUCUCAGCCUCGAGGACGUCUCGUUUCACAGUGCAGUGUAGAAAAAGUGAAUCUUGCCAACAACGCCACAGCUGCGCCAUCUGCUGCCAUAGGAUACACCACUAUUGAUUUUGAUAAAACGGUCGCACUGACAUCUGUAGCUGCUGGAACAGAUUGCGACGGAGAUGGUACUCGAAAAACUAGGCAUAAUUCAUGUAAUAUUAUUUGCGGAAGUCCAGCUACUAAUGAUAAAAACAAAAUAAAUAUUUAAAGAUUUGAGAGCUCUGCUGGAUGUAUUUUAAGUACAACUACAUACUGCUAUUUAUGAUAUCAGUAACCACUAACUGCAUAUUUAAUUCGAAUUGGUAUCUUAAAGCUAUGCACAAAUUGAUUUAUAGACAUAUUCUAUCAUGAUUUCUGUUUUUUCUGAUGAGGAUAUAUCGACUAUUAAGUAAAUUAAAGCUGUUAACGUGUGUAUAGUAUAUAAAUAUAAGGAUGCAAAGUAUUCUUGCAUAUUCGUAAAAAUCAAUUAGUGGAGGAAUUUGAAAAUGCCUCGUAAAUGGUGUAAGGUCGGCCUAAGCAUUUGACAUUAAACAUGCUUGACUAGUAGAUUUAUUAAAAGCUACAAGAGGCUAAAGAGUAAUGAUAUAUAGAUAACAAAACUAAUGAGCUGGUAAGAAAGACAGUAACAUACUGUAGUAAGUUUACAGUGCUUUAUGUGGUGAAAGUGUGCUCAGCUCUGUAGGUAGUUAGGUACAUGAAUUAAUGAUUUUCCCUAUUUUAAUUUAAAAUAUUAUAUCUAUCUGUAUAUUCUCAUUUUAAAAAUAUUCUUGCCACAAAAUUAAAUGUCAUAUAUUCCUAAUCAUGACAGAAUUAUACAGUGUGGUUAAUAUUUUCUUGUGGCAAUACUGCAUACCAUUUUUAUAGGAAACUCAAAAUAGUAUGGUUGAAUAUGGUACCUAAUUUGCCUAUCAUACGUAUAUAUAUCUAUACUAUAACAGUUUAUAGAAGAAAGAUUUGAUUUUUUGUUUGUUUGAGUGACAUCUCCUCCGAAACUACCGGGCCGAUUUGAAAAAUUCUUUUACCGUUGGAAUCCUACAUUAUAGAUGCUGAACAUAGGCUAUAUCUAAUAAAACAGA
Molecule: messenger RNA, 2814 nt
Organism: Spodoptera litura
Lineage: Eukaryota; Metazoa; Arthropoda; Insecta; Lepidoptera; Noctuidae
Biological process (GO): fibroblast growth factor receptor signaling pathway
Cellular component (GO): cytoplasm
Molecular function (GO): fibroblast growth factor receptor binding; transmembrane receptor protein tyrosine kinase adaptor activity
Source: RefSeq, a predicted model, not a curated record